Molecule: messenger RNA, 2690 nt
Organism: Mya arenaria
Lineage: Eukaryota; Metazoa; Mollusca; Bivalvia; Myida; Myidae
Product: protein NipSnap-like
Exons: 10
Coding region: 16-891 (291 amino acids)
Cellular component (GO): mitochondrion
Source: RefSeq, a predicted model, not a curated record
GAUUUAAAAAUAAAAAUGGCUGCCAUUUCGCCGACUUCGCAGGGAGUACGCAGUUUAUUGCGUUUUAACACGCGUCUGCUUGAUUCAUUUGGAAAUGCUAGCAGGACACUGGUUACCGGUUCUCGGCUGCUGAGGGCAGAUGAGUCUGAUGAUAUUCCGGUCAAGAAGGGAUGGUUUGAGAAGCUGCUUCAAGUGCGCACCAUUGCUCCUAGCAAAGAGUCGCAUGCCACAAAGUUGGCAAGCAAAGAGACACUCUAUGAAAUCAUGUUCCACUCAGUGAAACCCGAAUACAUGGAACAGUACCUUAAAGAGUUUCACUUAUAUCAAGAAUUGAUGCACAGUAAAACAAAUGGUGUGACAUUAAAGGGGAGCUUCACAGUUGAGAUAGGUGACCAGGAUCAAGCAAUUCACAUCUGGGAAUACAGUGGUGGCUAUCCAGUAUUGAAUGAGGCUACAACCAUCUACAGAACAGAUAGGGACUUCAUAGAGUUUCGAAAGGCCCGUAACAAGAUGUUGAGGGCACGCAGUAAUCAGAUCUUACUCAGGUUCUCAUUUUGGCCUGAACUCAUCGAGAAGGAAGGGCCAAAUAUAUACGAGAUGAGAAGCUAUACUCUCAGGCCAGGGACUAUGAUUGAAUGGGCAAAUAAUUGGUCUCGGGGCCUUCAGCAUAGACAGGAGAGUAAUCCCGUGACUGGCUUGUUCUCACAGGUUGGGGAGCUGUAUCAGGUUCAUCACUUCUGGAGUUACGAAGAUUUACAGAUGCGCAAGGAGACGCGAGAAUCGGCGUGGCAGAAACCUGGCUGGGACGAGGUUGUACAAUACACAGUGCCGUUGAUUCGUCACAUGCAGUCUCGCAUCCUUAUACCUACACCUUUCUCCCCUCUGCAGUGAAGAGUAUUUAGACUUUUCUCACCUCUACAGUGAAGAGCUCUGAAGAGUAUUCCGAGAGUGUUUGAAAUGUAUUUUGAGAGUAUUUAUGUCUACACAAACUCAGUGGUGCUGAAUUAUGACAUGUGUAGAAUCUGUAGUAAAAAGUAUUUUGUAGAAGCUGCUCUAAACCCCCCCGCAAUAUUCUGUAUAAAAUAUUGAUAUAGGUCUGUAUAACUUCACAGUCUAGGAUAGGCCAUAAUUUUCAAAAUGUCUAACCAUGACUGUUGUGACACAUAGUGGUGAUGACUUUAUUUAAGUCUGAUCCAUUAUUAUUGUAUGUAAGGGCAGAAGACAUAAUUAACAUGUACAUGUACAACAUAUGCGUAUUUUUCAAAUUCCUGUGACAGUAUUUAAUGUACAAUACAUAGUCUUAAGUCAUUCCUAGGGUAGUCAAAUUAAACAAACUAUACUGAACUCUUUUUUUUUGAAACAUGCUGGCAUAAAUUGAGAAAUCUCUUUUGUGAAUUGUUUGUACAACAAACAUGACAAAGUAUUUUUGGUGCAUAAAAGGCUGAAUAACUUGCUAUAGAUGUUAAUUAUUCUACAUGUAUGUUGAUCAGACAGAUUCUAUAAUAAAUUUUGAUCUGAGAAAUAAAUGAGUGAUAUGUGAUUAUUAUUUAACUUGAAUUUGAAGAUAGAUAUUGUUGUAUGGAUAUUUGUAUGCUUUUUAGAAUAUAUCAAAUCUCAUCAAUUUUAAUCAAUGGUGCCAGGGAAUGAUCAUGAUAGAAAUUAACACUGUUCAACAGCAAAAGAAUGGCUGAAUAUAUGUUAUCAAAUUGCUUUUUGGAUUGAAUGUAUAUUUUAUUUUACUUUUUGAAGUCACAAUCUAAGGUUCAUGAAUGUAUUAAAAUCAAUGAUUAAAUUGUCUACAAAUACCAGUUAAAAUAAUAGGUAAGCCGAGAAUUGCUUCCAUUUUAUAAUAAGAUAUCCUAAACAUUGGUAGAUUUACCUUAAGCUGUAGCAUGAAACUAUUUAUUUUAUAUUAAUAAUUUGUUAAUAAUUUAUGCUGAAUUUGGUGCAAUCUCUGAAAGAAGUCCAUUAUUAAUUACGUUUAUUAGGAGAAGAAUCUACAGUGAAAUUGUGGGUGUCUUCCUCACUAUUUCUUGAGUUAUAUAAUUAUGAAAUGACUUUAUUUAAAACUAUUUGUUAGGCUGUAAGCAUGUCCAGGGAUUGAAAGUGAAAAUGUUCUAAAUAACAUUUAAUUUAUAAGCAGAUAGAACUUGUUUGCUUUCUGAUAGUAGAACAUGUUCAUUUCUAAUAGAACAUAUUCAUUUUUGAUAGAACAUGUUCCCUUUCGGAAAGAACUUUGCUUUCUGAUGGUAGAACGUUUUCGGAUAGAAGAACAUGUUUGCUGUCUAAUAGAAUAUAUUUUCUUUUUGGUAGAACAUGUUCUCUUUCAGAUAGAACUUGUUUGCUUUCUGAUAGUAGGUGUUCACUUUCAGAUAGAACAUGUUUAUGUUCAGAUAGAGCAUGUUCACUUUCAGAUAGAAUGUGUUUGCUUUCUGAUAGUAAACAUGUUCAGAUAGAACAUGUUCACUUUGAGAUAGAACAUGUUCACUUUCAGAGAAAACAUGUUUGCUUUCGGAUGGAACUUGAUUGCUUCUGAUAGUAAAAUGUGUUCACUUCCUUUUAGAUCAUGUUCACUUUCAGAUGGAACGUGUUCACUUUCUUCCCUUCAUGUGCUCUUUACUUCCCUCAAUUCUGAAUUUGUUGUAGAUUUCUUGUUUUGAUGAAUUGCACAUUAAUAAAAUUGAAGUAAU